Messenger RNA from Centropristis striata (black sea bass), 5267 nucleotides. RefSeq names its product roundabout homolog 1-like. Gene Ontology annotation, cellular component: axon; plasma membrane. Gene Ontology annotation, molecular function: cell-cell adhesion mediator activity. The transcript has 30 exons. NCBI's taxonomy places the organism in Eukaryota, Metazoa, Chordata, Actinopteri, Perciformes, Serranidae. The record is from RefSeq and is a predicted model, not a curated record. Gene Ontology annotation, biological process: homophilic cell-cell adhesion; axon guidance; dendrite self-avoidance. The coding region runs from base 1 to 4827 and encodes 1608 amino acids.
AUGCUGGCUGCACAAUCACCCAUCGCAUUCCUUCUCAUCAGCCUGCUCUGUUUCUAUCAGCUGCAGCAGGGCCAUGCCAUGGACGUUUCAUCAGAUGCAGAUAAACACAGAGGGAGCCGUGAGGUCGUCACCCAAACGCCUGCAUCUGAACCAGCAUCAGAACAAGACAACAGCCUUGUAUACAAAGGAUCACGUCUCCGCCAGGAAGACUUCCCUCCCCGCAUUGUGGAGCACCCCUCUGACCUCAUUGUGUCCAAAGGGGAACCAGCCACUCUCAACUGCAAGGCAGAGGGCCGUCCAGCCCCCACGGUGGAAUGGUACAAAGAUGGGGAGCGCGUUGAGACGGACCGCGACAACCCCCGCUCCCACCGUAUGCUGCUGCCCAGCGGGUCCCUCUUCUUCCUGCGCAUCGUCCACGGACGACGGAGCAAGCCUGACGAUGGCAGCUAUGUGUGUGUGGCCCGAAACUAUCUGGGCCAGGCGAUCAGUCACAAUGCAUCCCUGGAAGUAGCCAUUUUACGCGAUGACUUCAGGCAGAACCCAGUGGACGUCAUGGUUGCAGUGGGGGAGCCGGCAGUGUUGGAGUGCCAGCCUCCCCGUGGGCACCCUGAACCCACCAUCUCCUGGAGGAAAGAUGGUUCCAACUUAGAUGACAGAGAUGAACGCAUCACAAUACGCAGCGGCAAACUGAUGAUCACCAACACCAGGAAGAGUGAUGCAGGGAAAUACAUCUGCGUUGGAACUAACAUGGUGGGAGAGAGGGAGAGCGAGAUCGCUGAACUCACUGUGCUCGAGCGCCCAACCUUUGUGAAGCGGCCCAGCAGUGUGGUGGUGCUGGCAGAGGAGAGCGUGGAGUUCCACUGUGUGGUUCAAGGAGAUCCUGUUCCCACUGUCCGCUGGAGGAAAGAUGACUCUGACCUGCCCAAGGGCAGAUUUGAAAUCCUGGAGGACCAUACCUUGAUCGUUCGCCAAGUGACCUCUUCAGAUGAGGGCUCCUAUACAUGUGUGGUGGAGAACAUGGUCGGAAAGUCUGAAUCAUCCGCUACGCUCACUGUACACGUGCCGCCAGCAUUCGCCAUAUGCCCCAGGAACCAGGUGGUGGCGGUGGGCAGGACGGUCACCUUCCAGUGCGAGGCCACCGGCAACCCACAGCCCGCUAUCUUCUGGCAGAGAGAGGGCAGCGAGAGUCUCCUGUUCUCUUACCAGCCGCCACAGCCCUUUAGCCGACUGUCUGUCUCCCAGAUGGGCAGUUUGACCAUUACCGAUGUUCAGCGCUCUGAUGGCGGCUUCUACAGCUGCCAGGCUCUCAACAUUGCUGGCAGUGUUAUUACCAAAGCACUGCUGGAGGUCACAGACUCUGGUUCAGACCACCCUCCUCCCGUGAUAAGGCAGGGCCCACUCAAUCAGACCAUUCCUGUGGACAGCACAGUGGUCCUUGGCUGCCAAACAGCUGACUCUCCACCUCCUACAGUCCACUGGAAGAAGGAUGGUGUGGUGGUGUCUCCAGUGGACUCACGUGUGUCCAUAGCAGCAACAGGAUCACUGGAGAUUCGCUAUGCUAAGCUGGGAGAUACAGGCUUCUACACUUGUGUAGCUUCGAGUCCCAACGGAGAAGCAUCCUGGACAGCGUACUUACAGGUGGAGGAGUUUGGAGUUGUUGUUCAGUCCAGUCAACCGAGAGACCCUAACCUGAUUCCCAGUGCUCCAUAUAAACCCGAGGUGACUGACAUCAGUCGUACAUCUGUCACUCUGUCAUGGAAAUUAAACCCCAGUGCCGGUGCUACACCUACAUCCUACUUAAUCGAGGCAUUCAGUUAUACAUUAGGCAGCAGAUGGGUGACCCUAGCUGAACAUAUAAAGACACAGACCUUUGUACUGAGGAACCUGAAGCCUGCAACUGUCUACCUUUUUAUGGUCAGGGCGGUGAAUGCCUAUGGCCUCAGUGACCCCAGUCCAAUCUCUGACUCUGUCAGAACACAGGACAGCACUUCCACCAUGCAAGGAGUGGACCAUCGUCACAUCCAGAGAGAACUUGGAGAUGUGGUCAUCCACCUGCACACCCCCACUGUCCUGUCAUCUUCUGCUGUCAGGGUGCAGUGGAUGGUCGAGCAGCAGUCCCCAUACAUCCAGGGCUACAAGGUGCUUUACAGGGCGUCUGCUGAGCAUGGACAGCCAGAGGGGCAGUGGAGUGUCCUAGAUGUACACGCUUCACGCGAGGACGGGCUCGUGAUCGGUCAGCUGAAGAGAGGAUCCAUCUAUGAGUUCAAAGUGCGCCCCUUCUUUGACGAGUUCCAGGGAGCUGACAGUGAGGUGAAGGUGGUCAGGACUUUGGAAGAAGCCCCUACCAGAGCACCCCAGGGUGUUACAGUGACAAAGAGUGAUGCCAAUGGGACUGCAAUCCUCGUUGCUUGGAAACCGCCUCCAGAACGGGGAGAAGCAGGAGUCAUUCAGGAAUACAAGAUCUGGUGCCUGGGUAAUGAGAGUCGGUAUCACGUGAACCAGUCAGUCGACGGCUCCACCUUCUCCGUGCUCAUCUCCAGUCUGGCACCAGGAAUUCGCUACAGUGUAGAAGUUGCAGCUAGCAAUGGUGCUGGACAUGGGGUCAAGAGUGAUGUCACUUUUUUUCAAUUAGACUCUGCAGGCCAGAUGAUGGACAUCAGUGAGGAAAGAGACACAUUGUCUCAGAUCUCAGAGGUGGUGAAGCAACCAGCAUUUAUCGCUGGCAUUGGCGCCACCUGCUGGUUGAUCCUGAUGAUAUUCAGUGUUUGGCUCUACCGUCACCGCAAGAAGAGAAGUGGCCUCAGCAGCACAUACACUGGCAUCCGCAAGGUCCCCUCAUUCACCUUCACACCUACAGUGGCGUAUCAAAGAGGAGAAUCUGUGUGCAGUGCUGGCAGACCUGGCCUUCUCAGCAUGGGUGAACCACUAAACCAGCUGUGGCUACCAGACAAUUGGCCUAAUGCAUGUGCCAAUCACAAAGACUGUAGCAUCAACUGCUGCAAUAAUGGCAACGGCACCAGUGACAGCAACAUGACAACAUACAGCCGACCAGCUGACUGCAUAGCUAACUAUGGAAACCAUCCAGAAAACAAGCAGGGGGGACAGCUUGGUUCUGAGACGGCCAUUUACAGCGAUGUAAACCUCUCCAACAAGCUCAACGAGAUUAAAACGUUCAACAACUCCAACUUUUGCUAUGCAAGUCCAGGAGGGGAUUCAGCAGCCACAUAUGAACCCAUCCCGUAUGCCACCACACAGCUCAUACAGGCCAGCAUUAAGAAUAAGGCAGCCACUGGUGGCGCUCUAGCAGAGCCCCUGGACAUGCCUUGCUGGAAACAGCCGCCCAACCCGCCGCCAAUACCAAAGGAGAUGGCAGCACAGAUGCAGUACAACAUAAUUGAGCAAAACAUGCUAAAUAAAGAUCAUCUGCAAGGAGGUGAGGGAAUGCUCCAUCCAAAAACUAUCCCCUACAACCAGAUGCGGGAUCACAGCACAGGAGGCUCACACCACAGCUCUGACAGAGGCAGCAACAGCACCUCAGGGAGUCAAAAUCAAAAGAAAGGAACGCGGGCACCAAAGAUGCCAAAGCAUAACGCAGUAAGCUGGGGAGAAGCCCUGUCUCCUCCACAUGCUAAUACCUGGGACUGUGAUGAGUAUAGCCUACCUAUGGACAGAAGUUUUGAUCCAGGGGAGAGAAUAGAAGGCUGUCCCACUCCACCAGUUAGAGGGGCAGCCUCGUCCCCUCCUGAAGCGUCCUAUAGUCACCCACCUAACCCAACACCACAGGGAGACCUGAGCAAUGGCCUGCAUGAUGGGACAGAGCACCCCAGCAAACACAUCACCAGCCACCCUGGCCCUCUUUCCCCAACACACACCUACAGCUCCAUACCCUUCAGCAUUGACACCGAUGUACAGGAAGAGGAUGAGGAGGAAGAAGAGGAGGAGGAGGAGGAGGAGGAGGAGGAGGAGGAGGAGACAGACGCAGAGCUUGCUGAAAGUCACUACAGCCAACACCACAACCGUCAGAAGCACAAACACCAGCUGCACCAACCCUCUCCACACAAGCUGCUCCUCCACGGGCUGGAGCAGACUCCAGCUUCCAGCACAGGGGAUCUAGACAGAUCAGUCACAGGGUCCAUGGUUAACAGCUGGGGCUCAGCAUCUGAGGACAACAUCUCAUCUGGCAGGUCCAGUGUUGUCAGCACCUCGGAAGGAUCUUUCUUUACAGACGGCGAUUUCAACCAGGCAGCAGCCUCUUCGCGGGAUAUUGUAGGCCUGCGCAUGUGCAGAUAUCCAGAGGAGUCAGGCCGGCGGCACCAGCGGCCCAGCAGCCCCAUGUCCACAGACAGCAACAUGAGUCCUGCAAUAACACAUAAAAGACCCAGAAGGCAUAAACAGAACCAGUCUGGCUACCAACCCAAAGAUGUCUUCAAUGAUGACUCUUGCAUGCCCCUGAACUUUUCCAACCCGACGUCCCACGGCGACUAUAAAGUGAGGGGGGCCACGUUGCCUCGGAUGGGCUCUGGGGAGGCCCGGGGUCGACGAGGCAGCACUGGGACUCACAGGGUCAAGGAGGCUACAUGUGAGCAGAGAGAGAACCACGAAAAGCACAAGAAUCCACAAGGAGGAAAAGGAAGCAGCAAAAGCCGACAGCACUCAGAAUUUGGGGAUGUCCUUCUGUACAGCCGUCCCUCUUUCCCUUCAGGUCAGGCUCAGAGGGAGCAUGAUAAUACUAAUUCAUCCAGCUUUAUGUCGUGUGGAGACUCAAGGACCAAACAGGGAGGACAGGUGGCACCUACAGAACAGGUGGAAGAGUUCCUGAAAAGCUAAGAAGCAAUGUGGGCACAAAAGGAAUAUCCUACUUUUGCUUCAGACAAAGGACUCUGAAAAUACUGCACAAUACAUGCUAUUGUUUUCUACUUAAAAUGUCUCAUUAGGUGUUGGAAAAAAAGAAAAAAGUGCCCUCAUGUUUCAGUCUGUGGACUUUAAUUUGAUGCACUGUUUAUUGUUUGCUUUUUGUGUGACCAGCCUCUAGGAGCCUGAGCCGCUGGUUGCUCACUAAAGUAAAAUGAAUGCACAUUUGAUGGCGGUCGUGAGUGUCUACAAACAUAUUGUCCAUGGUGACUGCUUGACGCGGUCUAUACAUGAUCUUUGCUUGUCAGUUGUCUUGUUAUUUUACUGUAGUUGAUAUUCAGUCAUUACCAGCCAUCUUGUAAAUUCUUGAAAUUGUUUACUGCCACAGAAGUGCUUCAAAUUCAAAUUUUAUAUAA